This is a messenger RNA of Cercopithifilaria johnstoni, 3582 nucleotides long. The record is from the annotation of a GenBank genome assembly. Lineage: Eukaryota; Metazoa; Nematoda; Chromadorea; Rhabditida; Onchocercidae.
AUGGCAGAUGAUGAUAUAUUGAAUAUACAAAUUUUCAUUCCUGAACUUCAUAUUCAGAAAUGUUUGGUUGUGAAUCAUGAUGAGAAAGUUUGGAAAAUCAAAGGAAGACUUGUCCAAUCGCUUCAGAAUAAGCUACCUCAAUCAUUCAACUACGGCUUAUUUCUGCCACCUUGCGAUGGCCGUGCUGGUAAAUUUCUACUGGAAGAUCGUCCGAUACGUGAAUAUCCAUUUCAUGAUUGCGUCCCUUAUCUUGAGCUCAAAUACAAAAAGCGGGUCUACAAAAUGUUGAAUAUUGACGAAAAGCAAUUGGAGAAAUUACAUACUAAGUCAAACUUGAAAAAAUUCAUGAAUUACAUAGCUCUUGGACAGCUAAAAAAGGUGGAAGAAAUGUGCAGUGCAGGAUUUGAUCCGAAUUUUCAUGAUAAUGAAGGAAAGACACCAUUAACAAUGGUAUGCUCAUUACCACAAAAUGAAAAUUUUAUUAAAACGCUGGUAGAACAUGGAGCUCAUGUCGAUUUUCGAAAUAGUGAUGGACAGACAGCAAUGCAUAAAGCAGCAUAUUGGUCGUUAGCGGAAAAUGUGAACUGUUUGUUAGAACUUGGCGCAUCACCAAACUAUCGUGAUCCACUUGGCUUGACACCACUCUACUACAACAUGCUGCAAAGUAGUUCGAAAUCAUCGGUAGCUCAAAUGUUACUUUAUAAUUAUUCAGAUAUUGAUGUAACUGAUUUGGAUGGAAAUCAUGAAAUACAUCAGGCAUGCAAAAAUGGUUUGGUACAACAUGUAGAUUAUUUGAUAUAUUAUGGAGCUGAAAUUAAUGCUCAGAAUAUUAAUGGGAAUACACCGCUUCACGUUUGCGCCAUCCAUAAUAAGCCUAAUUGCGCACGUUUAUUGUUAUUUCGUGGUGCUAAUCCGACAGCUAUCAAUAAGCAAAGUCAAACACCAUUGGAUGUAGCACAAAUUCUUGGCUCUCAUGAAGUAACGAAAGUUAUUUUGAACCACGAUCCUAUGACUACUGUACCUUAUAACAUAAAACCGACCUUCAACCCUAGAAGGCGCUCAUCAAUGCUACCACCCAGUCAACGAUCCUCAAGUCAAGCAUCACUUUGUAGCAAUGAAUAUCGAUCUGUGAUACCAGCCAGUCCAACACCAAGUCAUAUGUCAAUAUCCAGCUAUAAAACAUGUCCAGAUGUUGGUGGUGGAUACGGUACUAUGAGACGAUAUCCGGCUUACCCACUGCUCAACAUGAAUGGUUUUGAGGUGAAUAUACCACGUACCGUUGUAAUACCACGAAAUAGUAAGGGCGGCUUUGGAUUUGUUUUACGCGGUGCCACAAAAGCUGGAAAUUUCAUUCCAACAUUAUGCAAUCCAGCAUUGCAAAAAUUCGAAGGGAUUGAUCUGCAAGGAAUGGCUAUGAAAGCUGGCCUAAGGCCCGGUGAUUUCUUGCUUCAGGUGAACGAUAUUGAUGUGCGCAAAACACCUCAUGAUCAAGUUCACAAAUUAAUACAAUCAUCGGGAGAUACUGUAACAUUAAAGGUGAUUACUGUUGAUCCUUGUUCAUUCAAUUUUCGACCUGUUCAUACGAUGCCGGUGAAUAUUUCUCGUACGGUUCGAGAAUAUCGUCCAUCAACGUUAUCACAGAACAAAAGCGACAUCAGGUAUUCGUUGCCAUAUCGAAAUCGUCGUCUUACAGAUUUUCGCUUUAACGGUAAUAUAGGUGAUAUGUACGGCUAUGGUAGUAGUAUGUUACCCAUACACUCUGCUAAAUCGGUAGAAGCGCUAAAUCAAAGUAAUUAUGAGCGUUUUGCAUCUGUAAAACAACGAAUCAACGGUUCCAAACGUAUUUCAAUGGAAGAAUUGGAACGGUUGAUGGAACGACAGGGUCAGGGUACUUCACAAUUUCAACCCAUUCCUAUACAUGAGGAUUCAUUACCAAACGGAAGUGGUUUGAAGUUCAGUUCGGUGAACGAUCUAAAACGUUAUAAGAAAGGUGGCUUGCAUCGAACCGCUUUACCACCAGUAAUUGCUAAUGAUCACUGUGCCCCCUCAGUAAUGCAAACUUUUAAUUCUUCACCGGAUUUGCCUCGAUCAGUGGAUGAUGAACCGUUUUCACUGAUUUCUUUUAAUGGAAAAGUUGGUCAUCAUGGUUCGACCACUUCAGACUAUUUACGACCUUUUAGGCCCGUUGAUCGGCCUAAAACACCACCACCUCCACCACCUCUUGAUAACUUUACAGCGUCGUCCUCAAAUGAUAGUAAUACUUUGACGAAUAGCAUGCCUCCGACACUAUCAACAUCGUCCAUGUUAAGCACUUCAUCAACAUCUCCGCUUGGAAUCGAAACAGUUCUUUCACCCAUGCCAUCUUCACCUCCGCCUCCACCACCCCCACCUCCACCACCACCACCACCUUUGCCUCAAUCUGCGAAAUCUGUGUCUUUUAAAAAUGAUGCUAAACAUGAAGAAUCUCAGUCGAAAGAAACGGGAACACCUGCUAUCAGUUCUCCAACAAUUAGUAAUGAAGUGUUAUCAACGGUAAAACUGAAACCUACCAUACGACGUGAACCAGCUAACUAUUGCGCAACUGUACCACGUGGAUUUGAUUCUGAUUUACGUAAUGCAUUAGCAAAAAGGAGAGGCAAGGUAGCUCAAAAUAGCAACAAUGAUGCAUCUAAAAAAGUUGUUUUCUUGUUGGAAAAUCCUCCUGUGGCUACAGUUAUCAGCAGCUACGGUGGAUUAAGUUUGUGUGAAUCAGUUCGACAAAAUGUGCCAAAUUCAACAAAAUGGGAAAUUACGAAAUCAGAGCAUUCUCCAACAAGCAUUGCAUCGAAAAAAGAUAGCGGCUACACAUCAUCACGUACUUCGCUUGAACCAUCAGAAUGUGGUGAAGAUAUGGGAUCAGUAGAUGGUGCUACCCUAAUCACGAUACCGGGAUCUGUGAAACCAACCACUAAUGUAUCUGUUGCCAAUUCAGCAUGUCAUGUUUCAUUGAUUAGUAAUCAAUUUGAGGAAAGCUGCUGCCCAACGUAUACCACAAGAAGCAAUAGUUUACAGCAAGUACCACUACCACCGCCACCACCAUCUUCGUUGCCACCUGCACCUGGUCAACAGCGAGCGCAAAUUGUCAGUGAUAAUGAUUCGACGAGCUUGAACUCCACGCUGUCGACAUUGAGCGGACAGUCAUCAUCGGAUCGUCAACAACGUUCAUUUUCCACUACCCUGUUGUCCUCAACAUCUCACAGCAAAUCCUCAGUAACUUCACCGGCUGAUUGCAACGAUGAUGAUCCGGAUAGCGGUACCGGAGAUUCAGAUAACGAAGCUACGGUUGAAACCAGUAAUCACACAAAUUCGUCUAUGAUAAACAAUUUUUCCGAUAAACAAGUUGCACAUUGGACAACUGAUGAUAUUGUUGCAUGGCUAAAAACAUUGGGUCUUUCGGAAUAUUCUCGGAAAUUUCGACAGUUUCAAAUUAAUGGCGCCCAUUUGUUAUCUUUUGAUCGAUCAUUAUUAACGCAACUCGGUGUCACACGAAUCGGUCAUCGGCAAUUGAUCGAACGGUCGCUGAAAAAUUUGAUGGAGCAAUGA